Molecule: messenger RNA, 6127 nt
Organism: Chelonoidis abingdonii (Abingdon island giant tortoise)
Lineage: Eukaryota; Metazoa; Chordata; Testudines; Testudinidae
Gene: MXD4
Product: MAX dimerization protein 4
Biological process (GO): regulation of transcription by RNA polymerase II
Molecular function (GO): protein dimerization activity; RNA polymerase II cis-regulatory region sequence-specific DNA binding; DNA-binding transcription factor activity, RNA polymerase II-specific
Source: RefSeq, a predicted model, not a curated record
CAAAUGUAGGUUGAGAGAGGUGGUUUAUAUAGGGGACUUGGAAGUCCCCAGCCUGUGAACUCAGUGCAGUUUUAAUGCUCAUUGCUUUCCUCAGCUGUUUGAAAGGCAGACACAGAGUUUGGGGGUAACUCCAAGAGCACACAUAAAAAUGGAGCUGAACUCUCUGUUAAUUCUUCUGGAAGCAGCUGAGUAUUUGGAAAGAAGAGACAGAGCGUUCCUGCAAAGGAGGAAAAAAUGCAUGGAAAAAUAUAUUGCCACUAAUGCUGACUUUGUCCCUAGAAGCAGAACAUGGCUAUGCAUCAGUGUUACCCUUCGAUAGUGACUAUUCCAGAAAGAAAACAAAGGCAGGCACGCUGGCCAGAAAAUCCCAGAAUAACAGGUCAUCACACAACGAACUAGAAAAACAUAGACGGGCUAAACUCCGGCUAUAUUUGGAGCAGCUAAAACAGCUUGUGCCUCUUGGGCCAGAUAGCACCAGACACACCACUCUAAGUCUGUUGAAAAGAGCCAAGAUGCAUAUCAAGAAAUUGGAAGAACAGGACCGAAAAGCUCUAAAUAUUAAAGAACAAUUACAGCGGGAGCACCGCUACCUCAAACGUAGAUUGGAACAGUUAUCCGUGCAGGGCAUGGAACGUAUCCGCACUGACAGUAUGGGAUCAACAAUAUCCACUGAUUCUGAACAAGAAGUAGACAUUGAAGGAAUGGAAUUUACACCAGCUGAAAUGGACAGUAUUGGAAGUGCCAGUGAUGUUGAAGACCACUACAGUUUGCAAAGCAGUUCAAGUGAUGGUGGCUAUACACAUUCCCGCAGACUUAAUGCCAGGCUCUCAUAGUGCCUGAGUUUCCAUUUCAGCUCAGGACCAUCUAACUGAAGCACUUAUAGAAGAAAAUUCCAGAGGUGUCAACUGCCACUCUUCCGGGAAACCCCAACCACAGCACUCUGAAAUGGAGGUUUUGUACCCAUGGUUCCCUGCACUGUAACCACAACAUUCGAUAUUGCAAAUCAUGGUUUUGCUGCAGAGAACUGUGGUUAGGUACAGUUGUGACUUAAAGCUAGCUUGAUGUAGCCAUACUGCAAAUUUUAAAAAAUCAUAUCAUUCCAUGCAAGAAGUAUUAAAUUCAACCUGUUGGAAGCAUAUGAUGGCAUAAGGAAGUUUAAUGAGAAAAUCAUUUUGAUUUUGCAGAAACCAUUUUCAAAUAUUGAAGAAUAAAUGAAAUCUAUGAUUCAAAUCUAUAAAAAUUCAACUACUUUUUUUCUUGUUUUUUUCCUUCAUGAAAAAUUAUUAAUGCUUUAUAGCAGGCUGUAGAGUAUAAAUUCUUUUACUGUUGUGUUUGAGAGAGGCAGACAGAAAAAAAUCUCCAAAUCUCAGAUGAUCUUUAGAAAAAAGAUCAUAUUAACAAGUCACUACUGUACUUCAAAAUGGGGAGGAAAAAAGCCAGCUCUAAUAAUGACUUCAUGUGGGAUGAUCUCAACUUUCUUUUGCUUUCUGCAUUCAGCAUCCAAUCAGCAGCAGAUCAUUCUCACCAUGAUAACAGAGCUAGCACAAAGUAACACUGGAGUGUUAACCUAUUAUCAUGGAAGAGAUGUCUUUUGAAACAUUUCGGUAUUUUUUGUAAAGAAUACAGAGCUCAAAUUAUCUAGAUUUUGAUAAUUAAACCUCUCCUUACAAGGAAUGUUAGCUAAUGUUUCUUUUUUCCUAUUUAUAGCUGCCAAUACAUUUUUAUGGAAGGCAUGGCUUAUAAUUACAGUAUUCAGCUAGAGGAUAAUUAAUCAUUUUUUCUUCUUUUGCACGCUAUAAUUGCAUUUUCUAUUCUUAAAUAAAGUGCAAAAAAAUAAAGUGUAUGCUGUAAAACAGCAAAGUUUAUUUAGUACUCAUCAAGCUGUUCAGAACAUAUUUACCCAAAUUGUAGCAAUACUACGAAGAUGUAUUUUAAUACAACUUUGGCUUAGUGAAGUCAUUAGAGCUUGGCUUGCUGGGUAAGAAAAAUGGACCAGUCUUUGCAUUAUCUGUAUAAAGAAGGUCUUUUAAAAAAAAGAAAAAAAAAGAAAAGAAAAAUGAAAAAAAGCUAUAAACACUUCUAGAGAAGUGAUUUUAGCAAGUGUAGUCUAUAUUUCCUGUAAGAGAUUUUGUAUUAUAUUUUCCUAAAUGUUCUCAUUUACUUGUAUAGGGAGGGGAAUGGUACAGACCCAAACCAGAGUCUCAGGGACUCUUCACCCUUGUCAUAUUGUGCCUUGGUGACCAUUUAUGUAUGUCUCUCCUUUUUCAUUGUUUAAAGGCAACUAAGCUUUGUUUAUUUCAAGACCCUUUGUUUGAAUGGUCAGUUGUCCAUCUUAUUACAAACGAAGCACUGAGAGUUAUAAAUCUUCUCACAUCCAAUCCGUGUGUCUUUUUAGUACAAUUAUAAAAUUAGGUUUGUGAGAGGGUUAACCAUUAAUUACAUUAUAUUUCAUAGAGGCCCUCCCUUUGAUUCUUCAGCACACAGAUCUACAUUUUGUUAGCUUUUUGAACCAGGGUCUCUGUGAGACCAAUAUUAAAUGGCUAUGGAAACAAAUGUAUUGUAUAAUGCUAUAGGAUGUCUAACUGUGGUACCAUUUUAAUAUUCAAAUAUAAAAAACUCAUGACAUACUGACCAUAAUGAUCAAAACAAAGAUUCAGUUGUUCUUUCAACAUUAGACAUAUGUGCCCUCCCUUUGGCUUUUACAAGAGAGUAGAAAUAUGAAUACAUUUUGUGGCAGCUUACAAUCCUUGUUUGCACUCUUGCUUACUGCUUGGAACUUGCCAACAAGGAAAAUGUAUACUUUUUAAUUUACAUAACCUAAUUUAUGGCCACCUGUACUUUGGCUUUGGGGAGGGGCCUAAGGUUAUAAACUCUGGCAGCUGAAUAAAAAAAAAAACCAAUUUACUUUUCUGUGAUGCAGGUUUUGGUAUUAUGUUAUACACCUUUGCAUAUUACUAAAAUCCUCAUUGUUGGGGAAAACACACAGCAAUAUAUUCAUUGUGUGUAGCUGACAAGCAGCAGAAAUUACUAGCUCCUUUGGUGCAUAUGUAACUAAUUUCCAAAUCUGGAAAAAUUAAGUGUUUACUUUAACACAGGACUGUUAACAGGGGGAAAAAAAGGCUAGUAUAUUGUUGCUGUUCAUUUAUUAUAUAAUGAACACAUUCAUGAAUUGUAAAGUGUUUCCUUUCGUGACAAGCAGCUCUUGCACAGAACCUCCUAAUAAAAAGAUUUGAAACACAGAAGGAGAGUAGAGAUUUUAAAUCCAACAUUGUUGUACCUUAUGUUGAUCAGAAGUUCUCCUUUUAAAGAUGAAUGUGCUAAUUUAAUGAGUUCUUCCACGCUGGGUAUCCAUGGCUUUGUAGAUCUUAUAUUUUCAAUAAAAAUUACUCCAAUAAUCUGAAUGGAAAUAAAAAAGGUUUUAUUUGUUUUUACUCUUUUGCAUAUUAUUAUGGUAACCAUUUUCAAGACAAAGAAAUAUGGUAUCAUUUUCAUGAAGCGUUUGUCUUAAUUAAAGUCUGAUGUAAUAUGACACUUUCAGACAUUGGACCCAUUCCUGCAGUAGUAGUAGCCCUAUUGAAGUCAAUGGCACAACUGAUGUACUAUUUGCAUGAGAAAGGGUGUGCAGGAUCAGACCAGUAUCCCAAACAAUAUCAAAGUGCUGACAGCUCUAUCCAUCUCCCUUUGAUUUCUGUGGUGAUGGAUGGAUUCCUGUGAUUCUGUUCCAAAACAUUAUUCUUCACCCUAUUCAGCAGCGUUAUUAAUUAUGCCAUUAACUUAUGGCAUGGCAACUAGGGAUGAAUACAGUUUCCUGUUUUGCUUUGUUUUUUAAAUAAUUUAAAGAUGGAUGUUUCUCAUUUUUGUGUGUGUGUGUAAUUAUUAGUGUCGUGAUCAAAACAGUACAGCAAAAAUGGGAGAGGGGAUGGGAGAGAGAUAUUUAACCAUUUUCAUGGAGUAACUACACCUAAUCCAAUCAUCCUCCUAUGUUGUGUUAUAAUGUAACACAUGGAACAAGGCCUGGAAGAAAUUGCCAUAAAGUUCUCUUUGCAGAAUUUUCUCUGAAGUUGUUCCAUAAGGAGAUUUGGCUGCUCUCCUACCCAUGGAAAAAGGAGGAAAUUCUGCCUUCAGAACUCUAUAGAUCCCAAGGGAUCUGCAGGAGGCCAUUUCCCAGCCAGGAUCUACAUUUGUUCUGGUGCCUAGUGUUCAUCACCUCCUCGGCUUUACUUGGGUCAUGUUGUGAGUAUUUUCUGUCCCGCUGCCUGUGUGGGGCUAUGAAAACAUCAAAGCAGCUUAAGGCAGCAUUAAUUUUUUUCAGAUUCCCCAUGAGAUUUAGGGGGACAAUGCAUGUCCCCUGACGCCAUCCUACCCUUCCCAGCUGUUUCCACAAAUUGAUGGAUGGCUAACCAACCUACCCUACCCUUUUUAGAAGACUAAGAUCUGUGCAAGAACUGGAUACUGUAUUUCCGUAUGCAAAGCUCGUACUGACUUCAGUGCAAGUUUUGCCACAGUGAAGAAUGCAGGAAUAGGCCAAAAAACAAAACAAAAAAAAAAUCAGUGAUAGAGCUAAAGUUCAUGUCUGGUAUUUACAGAGAUACUAAAUGUUAAUUUCUUCUUGUGAAACUCUUCAGAUUUGGAAAUAUUGUCCGCUAGGACCUGGUACAACUCACAUUUAAGUUAAAGAAAAGACUCUUACUGACUUGAAUGGGUAUUGGAUCAGGCAUAUCAACUGCAAUUUAAUUUUUUUUGCAAGCAGGUAGUUUGUAACAAUCUAGAGAGUACAUAUGACAAAUGGAGAAAUUUUUGUUUGAUAAAUAUUUACAUGUUUUUUAUUUUCUUCUUACCACAAGUUCUAUCAAACCAAUGUUAUUUUAGUAUUUUCAGUUAAAAUGACAAAGUAAUCACAAUAUUUUAAAAAAUGGUAAGAGAUUAUGUGCAUGUGAGUUUGGUCUACAAGUAUGCUCUUGUCUACUACACCAAAGCUUGCUCAACUAUGUAACACAGUCCCCAGUUCUUUUACAGUUGUAUAAAACAGCGUAUACAGGUAGGACGGGUGAUCAUUUGGCCCUUCUAUCAAUGUUAAAUCAAUUAUUAAUCUAUUUAAUUAUCACUGUUUUUUCUCCUCAAAGGUUAUUUCCAUACACAAAAUAAAUGUUUCUCAAUUACGAACCCAGCCAGCACAAUCACUGAACAAAGGAUAUUAAUUUUAUACACUUGUUUUGUGAAGACAUUACCUUAUUAAUGUUUAAAAACCAAAUUUGAGAAUCCUUCUUCAUUAUAUUUAUUUACUGCUAGAGGCCAGUGCCUUGUGUUUAAAAAAAAAAAAAAAAAAAAAAGGGCAAAACAUUCAAUCCAUCAAUAAUGCCCUUUCCAAAAUUGAAUGCAAUGACUAUCAUGCUACUUUAGAUUUUUUUUUUUUAAAGGCGAGCUGCUUUCACUAUAAAAUAAAACAGGUAAAAUUAUCAGAUAUGAGAGACAUUUCACCAACAAUGAAUGUGUGUUAGUGUGGUUUGUGAAUGAAAAGCAAUAUUCCUAACUGAUAGCUCCAAAAAUCUAAGUUAUGUGUACUAUGUAACUGCUUAAAAUGAAGGGAAAGUAUAAAGUGGGUACUACUAGAAACCAUUUGGUCAUUUGGGCCUGUCAUUAUCCUAAAUUCUAGAAAUGAAUCCCAACAAAGAUUCCUGGUGACCCAAGUACACCUAUAGAAAACUUGGUAGUGAAUCAUAGUGAAGGCAGUUUAACUUCAGAACUUCAGCCUUCAACUUUGCAUAGGUAAUGUGGGUAUAAAAUAUGGUGACAUUCAGUGUACGUGGUUUAAAGGGUCUGUGCAAUAACAAGUCUUAAUGGCCGAUAUUUCACUACGUGUGAAGUACAUGGUAGGCACCGAAAAAGAGCCUCCUGCUGUGGCGGUUAUGUUUCUGGUGAAAUUCUAGAGGUGUACUGGGUGCGUUCUGUGCCAGAGCCAUUGGAAUAUAUAUCUGAAAAGGAACGCUUCAUAGUUCUAAGAUGUAUUAUAUUGUAAAGAUUCAUUUGUACACACGUACAUGGUGCAUGCUAUGCUGUGUAGCACACACUGAAAGUAUUGUGUUAUAUCAUUCUUUCAUUGUAAUAUAAAUACAACUUUUAUACCUGA